This is a messenger RNA of Lolium perenne, 894 nucleotides long. Lineage: Eukaryota; Viridiplantae; Streptophyta; Magnoliopsida; Poales; Poaceae. The record is from RefSeq and is a predicted model, not a curated record.
AUGGAGGGUCCGCCGGAAGCAAAGCGGGCCGGCACCGGCAGCGGCCGGGAGACGAAGGCGAAGGCUGCAAAGAAGGUGCUCUCCCCGGAGGAGAAAGCGAUCGAGGCCGCGAAACGUCGCUGCCGGCGCAGGAACCAGAAGAUGAAGAUUUCCGUGGCUGCCAACCAGCAGGCGUGGCAGAUGCAGAUCAAAGCCUUCAUACUAGUAGUAGCUCCGCCCCGGCAAGCCCCGUCGAGCCCCGGGCCGGCGGCCUCCCCCUCCUCGCCGCGCCACGGCCCCGGCGACCUCCGCCCCCGCCGCGCCACGGCCCCGGCGACCUCCGCCCGCCGCGCCGCAGCCCGGCAAGCCCCGGCCCCGCCGCUCCACGGCCGGCGACCUCCGCCCCGCCGCGCCACGGCUCGCCCGGCGAGCUCCGCCCGCUGCCGCACCUCGGACGGCCGCUCGGCCCUCGCCCGCAGCCGUUCGCCGCCCGGGCGUGGCCCCGUUCGUCGCCCCGUCCGUCGCCGCGGCGCGCCGCCUCGUGCGCCGCCGCCCUUGCCGCGGCGCCGCCCCGUGCGCCGCCGCCCUUGCCGCGGGCGCCGCCCUGCCGCGUGCGCCGCCCCGUGCGCCGCCGCCCUUGCUCGCGGACGCCGCCUCGACGCGGCCGCCGCCUCUGCCGCGGGAUUUGCCCCUUGCCGACGCGGCGCGGCCCCGUGCGUCGCGUCCGCGUCCCCGUUCCUCGCCGCGGUGCCUCUAGCCGCCGUGGGCGUGCGGCCCUGUCCGCCGCCGCGGGCGCGACCCUUGCAGAGGCUCCAAGGCGGCGACGGCGCCGCCCAUUCGACGUCGCCGGCGCGGCUCCAAGCUCGCCUUGGGCGCGGAGGUUGUUUCACUUCCGGCGACUUCCGGCAGGUGUGA